AUGGCGGCCAUCGGUGCCGAAGGGGCCGCUGGCAGCUUCUCGGAGGCCAACUCGACCCUUACCGAGCUCCAUCGCCGCAUGCUCGGGUACCACGCGCUGCGGACCCUGCAACACCUGGCCAGCCAGGCCGAUGUGACCACCAUCAAGUGGCUGCUGGAUCCGAUCUUCAGCUGGCUCGAGGAUCUGGCCAACUGGGACCGGCCGCGCGGCUUUGCUGCCCAUCUGAUCGCCCAGUACCAGAAGUCCCUCGGUGGAUGCUUCGAUGCGAUAAUCCCGCCGGUUUACGGCAAGGCCAUGGAGUCGCCGGCGUCCUUCGCCCUGCCGCAAACCGAAGACCAUUUGCUGUGCCUGGCGGACCUUGGUGGGGAGGAGCCGGCCCGGGGUGAGUACCAGUGGGUUGUCCUGCUGGUGAGUGAUACCCUGAGCGCCGACCGGUCGCCCCUUUCCUCGGCCAGCAGCGUGCGGUCCUUCGGCAGUAGUUCCUCGGAGACCGGUGUCGGAGGCCACGGCGUCAACCCAUCGCCGAUGCAGCUGCCGCCGACCUACGCCAAUCCGUUAUGGGCGGAACAUCAGGAGCCAACGGUCAACAUACUGUGCUGGUUCCUGCUGUCGCUGGUUGAAUUGCUGAUUCACUAUGUUGGCACCCUGCCCGACCGGCUGGCCUGCUCAUUGUCAGCCCUUUGCAUCAUAAUGGCCCUGACUGGCACCGAGUUGGAUGCGGCCAUCGGGGUCACUCCUCACGACUGGUGCAGCCCGCUGCCGAGCUCGGCCAGCCAGCUCUUCAGCCUGACGGUGGGGAAUCUCUCGAGCCGGAACUUUGCCGCUCGGAGUUGCACGCAUGCGCUGCUGCACGAGCUCCUCCGCUCGAUGAGCGAUGCGAUGCCAGACGGCCAGCGCCCGGAGCAGCCGGUGCUGGACGCCUUUGCCAAGGCACAUGGCGCGCGCUUGCUCGUGUCCCUGACGUCGGUCUUCAGUCGGGAGCUGACCCUCACUUCGGGUCCGGCUUCCGGGGCGGAUCCCCUGUCGGUGGGCGACAUCCUUGGCCUUGCGGCGGCCUUGGCCGACUACACCGGGCUGCAGGCGGCGGCCGCGGCGUCCGAUGGUACGGGCGACCCGGCGGGCCUGUCUGCGGCGGGCGGGCUGGCUGUGGCCUGUGUGGUGGCGGCACUGGCCGCGGCGGCCGACUCGGCGUCCACCUCGCUCUCGGCCCGGGCAGCGCACACGCACAAUCUCUCGGCCCCGGUUGCGUGCCUGACCUGCUCCGCCUUGACCAAGGCCCGGCCGGAGUUCCGGCCUUCGGCUUCGGGGGCCACUCCUUCCCGGUGGACCAGUCUGCACAGCAUGUGUGGCGUGCCGGCCGCGGUGACGGCCGCCGGCCUGAAGGACACCGAUAGUGACCUCCUUACCACCAACAUACCACGCAAUAUGGCCGAGGUGAAGUUUGCUGCUUAUGAGCAGCUGGCCAAGUCCUUCGCCGGUGAGGCGCCCCAUGCGCAUGUGGCUCCAUCUCCGACCAGCUCGGUGCUGGCGGCCGGUGCGGCUGGCACCGACAUCACCUCGCUGCUGGUCUUUGUUGGCUUGGACGAGAGUCACUGGUCGGUGACUGAAAUUGUCGGCGCUGGUGGCCAGCUUAAGUCUGGUGCCGGGGCUGGGGCUGAGGCAGACGUCGGGGCCGCCGAGAUUCCUGUCGAGAUUGGAGAGGUUGGGGAGGUUGAAGACGAUGCUCACGCCGAGGAUGAGACCGCGGCCCGACGAGUGGAGGCCACUGACGGGGCCACUCAGCCCGGGGAGGUGGCCAGUAGCGAUGCCAAGACGGCCGAAUCCUCUCCCGGAGCGUCCUCCUGGGACUUUCCGGCUGCCGGCUCGCCAGCUUCCACUUCCAACCAUGAGGAGAAGAAGAAGAAGAAGAAGAAGAAGGAGGAGAAGAAGGAAGAGAAGAAGGAGGAGAAGAAGGAGGAGAGGGAGAAGCAACGGGGGGUUGGUGAGAUCGCCUCCGGGGCCAACGCGUGA
Messenger RNA from Fonticula alba, 2010 nucleotides. RefSeq lists its product as hypothetical. Bases 1 to 2010 code for a protein of 669 amino acids. Lineage: Eukaryota; Rotosphaerida; Fonticulaceae. The transcript is spliced from 11 exons. The record is from RefSeq and is a predicted model, not a curated record.